AUGCCCAGCAUCAUUGUGACAUUGGGUAUUGGGCAAGAUACGAAUGCUGAGGAAGCUCUGAGCAAGGUGCUACCAAAAGACUCUCUCUUUUAUGGCGCUGAUCCAGUUAGAAAAAUCAACGAAGAUCUCUUUAACAAAAUCGGCACAUUUUUCCCAUUCGCUAUUGGGUCAAGAUCGCGAAUUUCAAACGCAAGUGUUCUCAUCAACAGAACGUACGUCACGCGCAGCGUGGUCCAUGUCGAGUUAGCAUACUUUCUCACUGAAUUCAUUGGGUUUAGAGUCUAUGAUAACUUGUGGAUUGAUAUAGAAGGUGGUGAGUACGAAUUAUUUCCUUAUUUUUAUCGAAAUGGGAAGCUGGAUGAGCAUGGUAUCACACUCUGCCAGUUUAAUAUGGAAGUUCAUAGACCGGACGAAGAGCAGAAGGAGCUAUUCAGGAAAUUUGUCCUCAGGAUCCUAAAGGAUAAGCGCUACGCUUUUUUUCGACCAGUGCAGGGAAGACAUAUGCGUCUAUAUUUUUUGAAUUAUUCGGAAGAACAUUGUGUGUCAAAAUAUAUGCUCAACCAGACCAUGAACUUCUAG
This is a messenger RNA of Cylicocyclus nassatus, 579 nucleotides long. The record is from the annotation of a GenBank genome assembly. NCBI's taxonomy places the organism in Eukaryota, Metazoa, Nematoda, Chromadorea, Rhabditida, Strongylidae.